Chara braunii is the source of this 2826-nucleotide messenger RNA. The record is from the annotation of a GenBank genome assembly. Lineage: Eukaryota; Viridiplantae; Streptophyta; Charophyceae; Charales; Characeae.
UAGGGGAUGACAAGACCCAACGCUUUUUUGAUUAGACGGUCACCGACCUCCCUUUCUUCCUCACUCUUGAGCCAACUGAUCGUUUUUCGGCGUCUCGUCGCCACCGCUCCUCUGCACAUUUCGAUGUGAUGGAGACGGGGUACGACUUCAUUCUCGGCACCCCGUGGUCUCGUCGGUUCCGCAGCACCGAGGCCGAUUGGGCGACGAACACUCUCGUUCUCAAAACGAAGUGUGGACAGACGUAUCGCGUACCUUUCAUAGGUACCACCGCGACACCACGCCCCGAUCCUCCUCCCCCGGAGCCUUCCGUGCCCACACCACCUCCUUCUAUCACUGUCACCUCGCCUCGACAGUUCGCCCACUUCAUCCGACAGGACGACGUCACCUUCUUUAUGGUGAACGUGACGGAUCUCUUACACUAUGAUCCACCAUGUCCCGACGUCGAGCUCAUCCCUCUGGAGCCAGAUCCUCCUUCUAUCUCCAUGGCUCCCAUCUCUACUUCCGUCCCUCCGCCGUCCGUCGAGUCCACCCCGCCGUCGCAUGCGGACGUUGACGCCGAGGAACUCACACGAUAUACGGCUGACCUGGAGCCCGCAGUUCGUGACCUCAUCCGAGAGUACCACGACGUUUUUCCAUCGUCGUUCUUGUACGCCGGCAUCCCACCGAUGCGUGACGUCGAACACUCCAUUCAGCUUGUGCCUGACUAUCGUGUUCACCACCAGGCACCCUACAGACUCUCGAUCCCCGAGGCCACCGAACUCAAGCGUCAGCUUGAGGAGCUCCUGAGACUGGGUUUCAUUAAACCCAGCAACUCCCCGUGGGGUACACCCGUCCUCUUUGCUCGCAAAGCGGAUGGAACUCUCCGUCCUUGCAUCGACUAUCGCGGUCUCAACCGCUACACGGUUAAGAAAAGCUACCUUAUGCCUCGUUCCGAUGAGCUGUUCGACCGCCUAACAGGCAACCGUUUCUUUACGAAGAUUGAUCUUCGUAGCGGUUACCAUCAGAUCCGCGUCGCUGCAGCCGACCAGCCACAUGGCUUCUACGCCAAGCUGAGCAAGUGCCGCUUUGCCCAGCACAAAGUGGAUUUCUUAGGACACUACGUGUCUGACCAGAGUCUCCACAUGGACGACGCGAAGAUCACUGCUAUUGCAGAGUGGCCCGCUCCCACAUCCGCCAAGCAGCUUCGCAGCUUCCUAGGCCUGACCAGCUACUAUAAUAAUUUCAUCCGGGGAUACGCUAGGUGUUCCUACGUCCUUACCUCCACCCUCCUUCGGAAGAACCCACCCUGGGCUCGGACACCCCUCCACGAGGACGCCUUCCGCGCCCUCAAGAAGGCGGUGACAUGCGCACCGGUUCUUCACCUACCCGAUUUUGAYCGCCCUUUUAUCCUUACCACCGAUGCGUCAGACUUYGCUGUAGGAGCAGUGCKUUCUCAGGUCUUCCCCUCCUCUYCUGAUUCCUCUCAUCCYCGUAUCCCUCGCUUCCCACCACCUACCCCUACCACUGCUUCCCGACUGACGCCUACUCGUCCAGCUACUGACGAGCCUUCUAUUGACUAUUCUCCCACCAUCGCCGAGGACGGCACUGUCGAGUCUCGCUCAUGUGACUGUCCGAUAGCCUUCUACUCCCGUCAGCUCCUGCCCGCCGAGAUAAACUACACUGCUGAUGAACGUGAGGUUCUCGCAGUAGUUUAUGCCGCUCGGCACUGGCGUCACUACCUGCACGGGGCACCGUUCACGGUGCGUACGGACAACUCUGUUGUCCAAGCUUUUCUGACAAAACCGAAGCUCACUCCUCGACAGGCUCGCUGGUCACGGUGGCGCGACCUAUCCGAGUUUAGUUUCACCACUGAGCACAUCAAGGGUGAAAAUAAUCGGGUCGCAGAUGCCUUAUCCCGUCGCCCUGACCACGACAAGGAGCAGAUCCAGCUCUCUUCCAUCUCAGUCACCACCGUCCACCACUCGGUGAUCGACGAGUUUCGCACUCAGUACCGCCACUACCCCGACUAUCGCAACAUCUACGCGACCCUUCGGAGUGGCAAGACCGUCCCGAACUACUCUCUCGGGGACAACGGUCUUGUGUACUGGCACGGUUCACAGGGCACCAGAGAGCCCCGUAUUUGUGUUCCCUCCACUGGACAGCUACGUGUCCGAGCAGUAGCAGAGUUCCAUGACCAGGCAGCCGCCGGUCAUAUGGGAUUCCACAAGACGUUGGCUCGUGUGAGCCGCCUGUACGUCUGGCCGAAGCGCAAGGACUUUGUGAACGACUACGUCGGAGAGUGUCCCACCUGUCAGGAGGUGAACAGUGCGAACCACCUUCCUUAUGGGUUGCUCCAGCCUCUUCCUAUCCCUGAGGGUCGUUGGCAGUCCAUCUCGAUGGACUUUAUCGGUCAUCUUCGUCCUCCGACCCCCCGCGGUCAUGAUGCUAUCCUGGUCGUCGUCGACCGCUUCACGAAGCGUGCACGCUUUGUUCCGUGCCGCUAUGCCAUCAGUGCACGUGAGGUUGCCGACAUCGUGUUUGAUCGAGUCGUGCGUGACCACGACUUACCUCUGAGCAUCAUAUCUGACUGUGACCCGCGCUUUACCAGCCGAUUCUGGCGACGGCUCCACGAGGUAUAUGACACUCACCUCCGCUCCACGAGAUCACGAACAGGACUCUCGGAGAUAUGCUCCGAAAGAUUGUUCGUGACGACCAGCAGUGGGACCUCCAUCUUGCCCACGCGGAGAUAGCCUACAACCACGCCGUCUCGCCAGCCACGGGGAUGUCGCCUUACUAUUGCGACCUCGGCUACCACCCUCGUGUUCCCGCGGACUUCCUCCGACCGUC